Messenger RNA from Micropterus salmoides (largemouth bass), 575 nucleotides. RefSeq names its product ribosomal protein S24 (gene rps24). Gene Ontology annotation, biological process: translation. Gene Ontology annotation, molecular function: structural constituent of ribosome. Bases 89 to 484 code for a protein of 131 amino acids. The record is from RefSeq and is a predicted model, not a curated record. NCBI's taxonomy places the organism in Eukaryota, Metazoa, Chordata, Actinopteri, Centrarchiformes, Centrarchidae. Gene Ontology annotation, cellular component: ribosome. The transcript has 5 exons.
GUGCCCAGUCAAUUUUCUGCAGGCAUUAAUCCGGUUGUCUGCUGGUCCUUCCUCCUUUUCUACGUCCCUGAGUGAGGCCGGCGUCAAGAUGAAUGACACAGUAACAGUCAGGACCCGCAAGUUCAUGACGAACCGGCUGCUUCAGAGGAAGCAAAUGGUCGUUGAUGUCCUGCAUCCCGGCAAGGCCACAGUCCCCAAGACUGAAAUCAGGGAGAAACUUGCCAAGAUGUACAAGACCACCCCUGAUGUUGUGUUCGUGUUCGGCUUCAGGACUCAGUUUGGUGGCGGCAAGACAACAGGCUUUGCCAUGGUGUACGACUCCCUAGACUACGCUAAGAAGAAUGAGCCCAAACACAGACUGGCCAGACAUGGUCUCUAUGAGAAAAAGAAGUCCUCAAGGAAACAGCGCAAGGAACGCAAGAACAGAAUGAAGAAAGUACGAGGCAUCAAGAAGGCCAGUGUGGGCGCUGCUGGCAAAAAGUGAUCCCGGACAGCCAGGCUUGGUCUCCAUGCUCAAGAUGUUCUUGUAUAUUGUCAUCAAAUAAACUUUGGAAAAAAUUGAAAAAAAAAAAAAA